Rhopilema esculentum is the source of this 8793-nucleotide messenger RNA. RefSeq lists its product as uncharacterized. Gene Ontology annotation, cellular component: ciliary transition fiber; ciliary basal body; centriole. Gene Ontology annotation, biological process: establishment of epithelial cell polarity; cilium assembly. The record is from RefSeq and is a predicted model, not a curated record. Lineage: Eukaryota; Metazoa; Cnidaria; Scyphozoa; Rhizostomeae; Rhizostomatidae.
AGAAUGUCAUCUUUUUCUUAAACCGCAAACCUUUGAUUUUUGGCGUCAGCUGAGAUUAACCUAAUUUUUGAUACUUGCUAUAUUUUUUUGCUUAUAAUCUGCAGUCGAUCUUCUCUCCUCUUCGUGUUUUUUAUUUUUUGCAUUGAUAAGAUGUUUUUACAUACAUGAUUAUGAUUAUGUUGAGAUGGAACGCGAAAACGAGACUGGUUGGUAACAGUGGUUGUUGACCUUGUUUGAAAAAUGGCGCUUGUCCGUGAUUCCAAUCAAAGUGUAGGUACUGUAUAUGUACGGAGAAAAGUUAGAGCUAACACGCUUUGAGUUUACUGCAAUGUGAAUGUUUUCACUUAAUGAAGACCGCAGAUCAUGAGGAAAGGAAGAAGUCAUGCUUCAUUGAAUAAGGCUAUAGAUGAUCUUCUUGGAGGUGAUGAUGAUGUCUCUGCAAUAUCUCAUCAAAAGCAUGCCUCAAAAAGCACUUCAGGAGCCAAAAAAUCAGGUGCAUCGUCUAGUCCAAAGAAGACUCUUCUAACAGCUACCUCUUCAUCAAAGGAUUUCUACAGUAGUUUGUCAGCGAUUGCUGGUCAUGAUGUUAUAGAAGAUGGGAAUGAAGAAGAUGUCGAUGUGAACCCAGAAGAUGCAGCACAAGUUGCAAAAGAUCUGGCAGACAUGGACGACUUAGAAUCUGACCUUUUUGGGUCUUUUGGUGGAAAGAAGAGCAACCAGAAAAACAAAGGAAGUGUAUCCCUGUUUUCUUCAAAGCAAAAGAAGAAAACGAACGAAUUUGCAGACUUUGACGAAGAUGAUCCUUUGGCUGGCCUGGGCCUCUCAGAUGAAGAAGACAAUGUCAAAGUGAAAUCCAAGAAGCCUGAUCUAUCGAGAAAGCUGUCCCAGACAUCUAGCAAGGCAAAGGUUGAUCCUAAUCUAGGAGCCUCAAACUCACGUGCUCCAGACACAUCACCAGUCAGAUCAUCAAGUUUCGACAAAGAAGAUCCCUUCCUUGCAACUGAUCCUCGUCCACGUUCUGGCAGUGGGGGUGAUAAAAUGAUGAGGCGAUUGAACAGCUGGGAUGAUCCGUCAGUUGGAACUCAAAGCGAAUCAGAAAUCACUCCUCGUUCUAGAUCCAACUCGGGAACACAGCAAAAGCACAGCAGAAAAGGAUCCAAAAAGAAGAAGGUGAACCCCGUCGCUGACAAACCGAAUGAUGUGUUUUUGGAGAAACAUCAAGAAGCGGGCCUUUCGCCAAGAGACCUUUUGCCAAGAGACCCCAUUGAUGCACCAGACACCAAACCUGAUGUCGAUUCUACUAGAAUGCGUAAAAAGCCACCGAAAAAACCUGCUGUCAAGGAUACUGACGAUAUAUUUACUGACGAUGACGACCUUCCCGGGCUGAGUGGUGACGAAAUCACCUUGCCAACAAAAAAAAUAGCUGAAAAGCAAGCAGCAGAGGAGGAGCCUGUACGGAAGGCCACUUCUGCCUUAGACGAUCUUCUCGGUGGAAAACCAAGGGGGAUCGAGCAGAAGGGCAGGAAGCCAACGUUUCUGGAACAGAUGAUGUCAAAGCCUGGAGGAAAGGGACACAGUUCUGAUCUCCCGAUAGAAACUGAAAGCCCCAUCACCAGUCCAAGAGAAAAGGAAGUCAAAUUUGGAGGCUACAGUCCUUCUGUAGGUGUCACAAGACCAACAACCGCGCCAAAUAAAAGAAGUGUCCGCUUUGCAGAUGAGCUGGGUUUUGAUGAGCUGGAUUUCUCUUUUUCUGAAAGUAGGCCGUCUUCUGCACCGGAUGGUGGGCGAGCAAAGAGAGCUGCGACUAAGUCAAGAGACAUUUCAGCUGGAUCCUCCUUUGAGGAUGAAAAUACAGAUAUAUCUUUGGAAUUGAGCUCUAGUGAUUUUAGAAAAACAACAACAAAACAAGGCAAGAAAAUAAACAUUGCUAAAAGCAACGAGCCAAUGAAUUCAGGCCCACAAGACAGUAAAGCUGGAGAUGAAUGGCUUGGACUUGAGAAAGACAAGGAGGCAAAACAAAGUAGUGAUGGUAAAAAAACAAACCCAGGAAAAACGAGCCCAAGGAGAUCGUUACAAGCGUCUAGAAGAAAUAAGCAAGAUUUUGCGCCAGCCAAGGAAGAUGAUUUGCAAGGACAAGAAAUACUUGGUUCUACAAAGUUAGCAGCAGAGAAGGCAAACCGGGCUGAAACUAUUGAACCGGCUGGCAAAAUAGAAGACCAGGUCAAACCAACCCUUACCAAACAGACGUCCAAAGAUGAUUGGCUUGGACUUGGUGAUGAAGACAUGACCGAAAACAUUCUCACCAAAAGCAAACCAAAACCUACAAAAGAAACACCGAUAGCAAGUAAGCAGUCUACAGAUACCGCCAAGGUCCCUGAAGAUGAACUUUUCCCUUGGGAGACUCCAGGCCGUUCUGGACGGCAAAGAAGGGCAAACUUCAGCAGAAGGCAAAGUGAACAAAAUACUGCUAGAGAAGAGGCCUCUAGUUUAGCAGCUGGAACGAAGGAAAAGGCUUCAAACAUCUCUAUAGAAGAAAGCAUAAAAGAACCAACUUCCCAUUCUACACCUUUAGAUUCUAAGAAGACUUCGGCCCAAGCUGUUCUCAUUGAAAGCAACAAGGACAAAUUCAAUUCAUUGAACAACCAACCUCCUUCGUAUGAGCAACAUACAACGCAACAACAAGCUAAUCAACAGAUCGAAUAUUCUGCUCCUCCCCAACAGUCGGAAAUUACUCAUAAUAGGACGCCAUAUUCGCAGAUUGAACAGCCGAACCAGGGAAUGAGCCAGUCACUAGCAACCUCAAAUCAACAAUUAGCUGCACAAAUGGAUAAUGGUUUCCUUUCAUAUGGAACAACAGGUGCCCCCCAGGUCGGUCUACAGGAUGCUGUUUUGGCACAAAUGGUAUCAGCAGAUGGCAUCAGAUCAUUUGCUGUCAAUCCAGUCGGUAUUAAUUCUAGUGGUUUCCAUCAAACGAUCAUUUCUCCCUCGAAUGAUAGAAAACUGUUAUCACUACAGAUGGAGAAGCUCAAUGCAGAAAAGAAACUGCACCAGCAAACACUCGAGCAAUACCAAAUUGCCAACUCACAAAUGGAACAAGACCGUAGAUCUUUAGAGUCAGAAUUGCGAGAUUUGCAGUCGAAAAUCAGCACGAUUGAAGAUGGGAAGAUAAAACGUGACAUUGAAGCAUCGAAGAAAAUCGAAGAUCUUGAAAACGAGAUUCGAAAGCUGAAGAACGAAAAGGAAGUGCUAAUAAGCUCUCAAGAACUGUCUAGAAAGCGGCAUGAAGAAGAAAGAAGGGCGAGCGAAAAUUCGUACAAAUCUCGCCUGCAGAUGAUCGAAGAUACGUACAAAAACAGAGAAUCGCAAAUCAAAGAUGAAAAUGCUUUUUAUACUAAGCAGUCAAACGAGAGGAUUAAAAUCAUGGAAAAUGAGAAAACUGAACUGAUUUCAGCAAAUAAAGAAAGAAUAACAACGAUAGAAAAGAACAAAGAGCUUGAUAUUGAACGGAUAAAGGCGUUGCACAAAAAGGCAAUGGAAGAACUGAGACAAGACUACGAAGAACAGUUGCAGCGGUUACAUCAUUUGAAAGAACAAGAAAUUGCAGCAGCCACUAGCAUGUUCUCACAAACCAAGUCUCUCCAAUCUUUGAUUCAACAGGUCCAUAAUUCCACUAGCGAGAUGGAACAGUUGCAAAAACGAAUGGGUGUCUCUCACAAAGACAACCUUUAUGAACGUGAAACGUCUUUGAGGAUGAAAGAUGAAUAUCUAAAGACCAUGCAAGAGAGGCUGCAUAGACAAGAGACCGAGAACGCAGAAGAGCGAGCACGGUUGCAGAGCCUGGUAGCGAAACUUGAGAUGCAGCUGAGAGAACAGGGAAGACAGUUUGACCAGGACAAAUGGAAGCUGACGCAAAACGAGAAUAGAGUCGUGUCACUGCAGGCUGCAGUUGAAGAAGAGCGAAAAUACACAAUGCAGCAACUGGCAAUAGAGCGGCAAAUGAUUGAGAAAUCGCGUGACGAAUUGAUGAAUGAACAGCGAAAGAUUUUGUCCGAAUGCCAUGAAGAGAGAAGGAAACUGGCGGCUGAAAAAUCCCAACUUGAAGCCCUUCAAGAGAAGUAUAGCAAAGAAAAUCUUGAAAGAGAGCAUGCAGUUUUGAAAGACCGGGAAUCUAAGAUACUUAAAGAGGAAGAGCGCCUUGAAAGAGAGAGAAAUGCCCUUGAGCUGUCGUUUAAAACAAUCAAUGAAGAGAAACAAAAACUGGAAGAGUUUGCGAAAGCAAUUCAAAAAAAAUCGAAAGAAGUCGAGAUAAUGUCAAAGGAUGCAGUGAAGUUGCAACAGGAGGGGCUUGAGGCCUUGGAGCAGUGUCAUAUUUUAAGGCUUGAAAUAGCCGAUGCUUCCAGUUUGCUGGAAACAAGAAGCAACCGAAUAGAACAGCAGGAAAAUGCCUUAAAAGAGAAUCAAGCACUGCUUAAGAUUGAACAGACACAAUUGCAGGUUGCAAAGGGAAGUCUCCGCUGCGCCCUUUGCCAGCGAGCAGUGGGUGCGCCCCAGUUUCUUCAACUGUUACAAUCACCAAACUUCUCCCAAAAAGCUACAUCGCAGCAGCCACAACAGCAACAGCCUCCUCUGCAACUAGAGCAACAGUUUACGAGGCCUUCCAGUCCACCCGCUAGUUUGAGUUCAUCAAGUGUUACCACUAUCACGUCAAUCAAUGAGAGUCAGCCAGAAACUCGGGCUCAAGUCGGAUCGACUUUGCCACCACCCCCGGACAUAUUAGUUGGCAGUUUGAAUUUCAACCGUACAGUCCGCAAAUGGUCAGCGGACAAAGAGCAAGAUGAAGAUUUCUUUGAAGAAGAAAGACGAUUUUUGAAUGAGAUUCAAAAGAAGCGAGACUCCAAACUCAGUGGUGUGACAUUCCACACAUGACAGAUUUUCGUCUUUGAAGCACAAACAGGAAAUUGGUUUGGCGGGAAGUUCCAAGAGGACAUCUUCAUGUGAUCUAAACUUAGUCGCUUAUUGGCCACUCAAUCUUUCUUCGAAAGAUUUUUGUCUUUUUGAUCCGCACACGGCAGACUGUUUUAUUUGUCCUUCAAAAACCGUCUUCGAAAUUUAAACAUGUUUAACUUCGAAGACUGUCUUUAAAAGACAAAAUCUUUGUCCUUGACAAGCGCAUACGGCAGAUUUUUGUCUCUGGAAUGCUAAAGACAAAAAUCUUCGUCUUUUAAAGACGAAAGUCUGCCGUGUGUGCUGGGCUUUACGAAGACCCUAACAAGAGCCACAUACAAAUAAGAGGGAAAGAGAGCACAUUUGUUUAUUUGAGGGAAACAACUGAAUGCAGAGAAGAGAAUAUAGAAUAGAGAUGGCUUGAUCCCGGGAGUUUGAUCAGGACAGUGACGGGGUGUGCAGAAACCCUAAUCUCUAUGGGACAGCUUUUUGGCACCCUGGCCCUAUCCCAUAAAAACAUGCCAAUAGCAUAUCGUAUCCCUUAAAGAAUAUGCAUAAAUAUGGCACUUUCAUGCCAAAAUAAACCUGAGCGGAAAGAGAAUCUACAAUGUGCCUAACGCACGUUGUUUGUGCUUUGUGGGAGCAGAUAAUUGAAGAAUGUCUAUCUUCUGCUUCAAAAUACCCUGUCCUAAACAGUUUUCUUUAAUUUUGAUACCCUGUCCCAUAUUUUUAAUCGAAAAAGUAUAUGGGUACUCCGCGGCACACCUCGUUGGAGUUUGAUCUAGGAAUCGAUGAAAUUGGACCAAAUUAAACAUUUUGUAAGUACUAGGCAUUAAUCGAAAGUAUUAAGCAUGCUUCAGGCUUGCGAUCUGCGCUGGAAAUUAAACUUUUUAGAGUUGGAAGAGUUGGAAGAGAAUAUCAACAGAAAAAUGAACAAAAUUUGAUAAAAUAAAAUAACGACUUUGUACAAGAAAUGAGUCUUUGGUACAGCGUUUCGAGUUUAACUCUUCAUCAGGUAAAUAAAUAAUAGAAGAAGAAACGGUUAAGAAGAGAAAAGAACAGUAGAUAAUCUAAAGAUUAGCUAUAUGGAACGUAGUAGAAAUACGACGUAGAACUUAAGACGAGAUGGAAAUAUGUGAGGAGGUGGAAAGCGUAUAGAUAAAAUAAGGUGAAAAUUAAUAAUGGCUGGAUUCAGGGGUGGCGCCAGAAAUCUUCCGACAGAGGGGCUGGAGCUUCCGACAGGGGGCUAAAAUGACUAAAAUAAGCAGUUUUCGUACGUUAUUUUGUCAAAUUUGCUCCGACAAAAACCUAAAAUUUCCUCCGAUGGGGGGGAUGGGCUAGAUGCUUCCGACGGAGGGGCUGUAGCCCCCCUAGCCCUCCCCUGGCGCCACCACUGGCUGGAUUAGGAAAGAAAGGAAAAUUGUUUAUUAAGACAAUUAGGGAUAAGAGUACCAAGAUUAAAAAUAAUACGUUUUUCGAGGGUUUUGCGCUUAGUGUUGUUAUGAGGUGCGUAGCAAAGUCCAGUGAUUUUCAUGUUGGCUGUUGUAUGGCCAUCUUUGAUCAACAGAAAAAGCCAUACAGCAACAUCAACAACACACAUCAUCAGCAACAACAGCAACAUCAACACGAGAGUCGCGAAUAGAAAAUCACACAUAUCAUCAAAUCAUGUAUCUUCAGCAAAAAAAUCUAUGUUGAUAUACAUGGAACCAAGUUUGUACAUAAGUGUUAUUAUCUUUUACAUAUCAACGUCCCUCGCUGCAAUUGGAUAUGAUGCAGUUUAUGAACCGGACUUUCCAAGCAGCUGCCUUGGUCAUUCACCAUGCUAUUUUGGGCUUUUGGCAUUCACUCUUAUACCUGUGACAUUUUUCUUCCUGCUGUUCAACUGGUUUGGGUUUAAGCUCUUCAUUCAAAACUGAUCAAAAAUAGCUGAUGUGAGCUUUUGGUGCAUUUGUCUACUAUUCAAGCAGGUUUCUUUAUUUUAACAUGAAUGGAAAAUUUUUCGUUUUUGUUCUAACUGUAGGUAGUUAUAUUAAGUUUGAUAAAAUAGGUAAUCACAGUUCAAGAAACUGUGCUCCUUGUUGUAAAAAUUUCUACUCAUACUAGUUUCAAAAGCAGUUUUAUAUAAAAAACAUACUUAACAAAUACUUAUGAAAGUAAAUUAUAUUAACUUUUAUAAGUUUGGUAUACUAUGUUACAAUAUUGAAGCAUUGAAACUUGCAGUUUAUUAAAAUGCUUGAAGUCUGUCUAGCUAGAGCAGACAGCUAAUAGUGAAAUAGUGAAAGCACACUGUUUUCUUGCUAUUAAAUAGUUCCUAAAAUAUUUUCCUAAACUUUUAAAGUGGCUGUUUGUUGUGGAGUAAAAAGCUGCCAUCCCACAAUCAUAUUUUCAUAAAUGACUGUUUCUUUGCUUAGAAUUUAAGUUGUUUAUUCUUAGUUGACCCGAAUGGAAAUUUGAUGUAUGUUUAUUCUGCAUAUCAAACUGAUUCAUGACUUGUGUUGGUAGUGAUUCUGAUUGUAUUCAGUAGAAUGCUCUUUCCUCCAUCGGUUCUGUCACUUUUCAUUAUGAUGCAAAGUUUGAGGAUGCGUUUGGCCUAUGCCAGCAUGUGUUCUUUACUACAAAUUCAUUCUUUUGAUGAAGACCUUUUUGACCCAUAUAUAUAAGGCACAUUUCUAUAUGUUAUUUGUAGUGGUACCAACCCACUCUGUUUGCAAAUAGAAAUCUAUGUACCAAACGGGUAGGUCUGGGCUCUUUGGUUAAAUGAAGAUUGGCUACGUCGGUCAUUAGACAUUUAGGAUCCUACCUAUGUGUUACUAUGGCAAACCUACGUGUUACUUCAGGGUCCUAGAUAUCAUAGAACAAAGACGUGACGUCAUCGAGUAGCAGAAAUAGCAAUGCACUUCACUAGACAGAAAAGUAAGCAAUUUUGGGGAUGUUCUCGCUAAUUUCCGUGAAAUCAGUAUUCAUGACGUUUAAUUGCUAGUGGGUUGAUUGAAAUUCUUUCCCUAUCAUACCUUCAGCUCUUCCUGUGUGUUUGCUUGCUACCAUGAAGUUUUCUAUUUAGUCGCCCCUUUCUACUAAUUGGCUGAGAAUAUUAGUAAAUCUGGCCGGGUCUUUUUACUUUGAAAAGGGUUUUUUUGCAAAGCUGUCAUGGUAUCCCGAAAUAGAAUCUAUAGAAGAUUAUUCUAAGCUGCUGAAGAAAGGGCACUUGGCAGCAAGUAAACAGAAACGCAUCACUCUACUUGCAACCAAGGAUAGAAACAUAUUAGCCGAGAGUACAAUAGUUUUACUUAACAAUAUCCCAUCGAUACGCUUGUAAAUAUUUUUGCCAUCGCAACUAUACGCAGCUGCAAACGGAUACAUGAGUACAGUGCGACUGUAAUGAAGCUAUUUCGUUGUCUGCAAGAGACAAGUGCGUGUUUCACGAAGGGCCCAUCUAUUUUGUAUGUUGCUUUCGAGAGUUAAGAACUUACAGAGUCAUUGAAAAGUCCCAAAUUGGAAGACAGCUUGGCGUAAAAUGUAUUGAUGCUUGGAUGAGAAUGUCAUCAGAGUGUUUUUAAAUACGUCUUUAUGGGUUACAUUUAUGAUUACCGAUGUUGCUUUUGAUCAUGGAGUCAUCAUUUGUGGUACAAAACUCAGUGUUCUAAAACAAGACUGUGUGCAUCUUUCUUGGCAUAUACUUUAUCAAUUUCAAAGGAUGGGUUGUGGGAUGAGCGUGCAGACGAAAGAGGCCACUGUGUCAGAAGCAUCUGUAAGUAAUGCCGAAGAUGCCAACAACGUGAACCAAGUUGUACAAAUUCUUAUUCUCGGGCCGUCGAACAGUGGAAAAAGCUCGUUCUUGAAGCAAGUUCG